AUGUUCUGGCCGCUCAACAGACUGCCCCGGUUCGACGGCCGCCCAGCACCCACAGACCUACGCUUCCAUGGCCAAACAAUCCUUAUCACUGCCGCGUCUGGCGGCGUCGGAUUGGCAGCUGCCAAGAGCCUCGCUGAACGCGGGUUGAGCGCCCUCAUCGUGACAGCGCGUACAGAACAAAAAGCCGCCGACACCAAGCACGCAAUCGAAGCACAUAUCGAGACCGCACUCCCGAACCUCCAUCCUGCACGCCGGCCCACCAUCAUCGCAUUGGUCCUAGAGAUGAAUGACGCCGAGUCAAUGCUGAAUUUUGUCACCAACCUCAUGACCCACGUCUGCUACCUCGAUCAUGCCAUUCUAAACGCUGCUGUUCUGGCAAACACUCACUCACUCAAUCCAUCCACUGGCUACGAAGAAAGCGUUCAUGUCAACGCUGUAGCGCCGAUCUUCCUCUCGGUGCAGUUGUUACCGCUCCUCUUGGGUAGUCGGCUCACCGGAGAGACCAAUCCAGCAUUGCGCCCGCAUCUUACUAUCAUCUCUUCAGGCAGUUGCUGGAGAGUGGACAUGAACGGCGAGCUUCGCAACUUGUACAGCACAACGACACCUCUAGCUUGGUUGUCGGAGCCAUCCAAUUUCGCGACCAAGUUUACCGAACAGUACUCGCGCAGCAAACUCAUGAUGGAACAUGCCAUGCGUCGAUUGGCUUUCCUCGGGGAUGUUGAGAAGGAUCAGGGAGACGGCGGGGCGCCAGAUCCCAUGAUCCUAGUUGGUUCCGCAACUCCAGGCCCGACGGCUUCGGAUCUUUUGAGGCGAUCCGAAAGAGACAGUCUGUUCUACGUUUUCCUGUUGAGAUUUGUCGGCUGGAUCAGGCGACGGCCCGAAAUUGGAGCGAACUGUUACAUCAGUAGUCUUGGACUGGGGCUGGAAGGGAGGGGAGAGCAGCUGGAAGUCGACGAGAUCGCGACAGGUGAGAGGGUAAAGAAUGUCAAGAGUGGCGAGAGCAUAAAGCUUGGAGACGUGGUGUGGGAAGAACUGCUCUCUGUUCUGAAGCAGAUGGACAAAGCAGGCGAUGGUUUGGUUGCGCAGUACCUAGGGGAGUGA
Cyphellophora attinorum is the source of this 1101-nucleotide messenger RNA. RefSeq lists its product as uncharacterized. Bases 1 to 1101 code for a protein of 366 amino acids. NCBI's taxonomy places the organism in Eukaryota, Fungi, Ascomycota, Eurotiomycetes, Chaetothyriales, Cyphellophoraceae. The transcript has a single exon. The record is from RefSeq and is a predicted model, not a curated record.